AUGGCGCCUCCACCACCACUUCCAUCUAUUUACAAGAGACAAAUUCCACCUCAACAUAAACAUUGGAAAGAGUUUACUAGGCCUGCAACAACAACAGAUUUUAGCAAAGUAAAGGAGGCAUAUGCUGCCGGUGACUACACUACUGUUAUCGAGUUACUUGACUCGAAAAUGUUUCAUAACAUUGGUCAAAGAAGUAAGGGUAUUGCUACUACUCCUAACGCCGCCAUGUUUCAAAAAGAAUACGUUCUAUUGGUUCGUGCAAUGUGUUCACAACAACUUAGAGAUUUUGAUCAUAAGAAAGAUCAAAAACUAUGCAACAUAUUGGCACUUUGGCUGAAAAGUUUAGCAUUAGAAUCUUUGGAGAGAUGGGAGCUUGCUAAUAGGGACUUGACUACGUUGAAAUCAAUGAUCAUUAAUACGCUUAGCAAUAAUCUGAAAUUUAACAAGGACAGCUUAUUAUCGAUUCUUUUGCCUUAUAUGGUACCUUUGGUAUUACAAUGCAAUAAUAACGCAUGGAUCGUUAAUUUAAGAUGUGUCAACGAUAAACUACGCUUCAUCAUGAAUAUGUUGACGGUAAAACAAAAGUCCUUGUCAAAUGGUGGUGAUGGUCAAUUGUCGUCGUCAAUGAUCAAUCCUCCUCGUUUGAUAGACGACGAUGGAAAAUCAUCAUGUGAUCUGGCAAAAAAGUUUCAUUAUCGUUUAUUGUUGCGAAGACCACUUCACCCAAAUAUUCAUCUUGACAUGUGGUACACCAUGGAUUUGAUGUUUGUUAGUGAAAUGGGAUUGUUUAAAAGAGAGGACAUGUAUGGUGCUGAAGGUUACGCUCUUGCAUGUAAAAUUUUAGAAAUUGGUGAGGUUAAUAUUGAUAAUAACAAAUAUUCGGUUGAGGUGAGACCAAUGAGUUCGGAAUCUUGUGAGUGGAGCGGUUUAACGGCUACUGAUUGGGCCGGUGUUCAAAAAAGUGGCAAAGUUUUAAAUCAACCAGAAAAAUACUUGUAUGUUUAUCCAAUUAUGGAAAUGGCGGAUAAAUCUAUUACUAUUAAUUUGAGCAACGGUGGUCAAGAUAACCACAACAACUACAGUAAUUUUAACAAUUUCAAUAAUUUAAACGAUUUUAAUAGCAACAAUGCCAACAGCAACAAUACCAACGGCAACAAUACCAACGGCAACAGUGCAAAUACCAACAUUCCUGUAGCAUUUGGACCAAUUUUUAUUUCAGAUUGUAAAUCUCAUCCCUCUACCUGUGCACAUCAUCAAGCUGAUAACAAAAAAGAACCAGUAGAAAUUAAAAAAAAAAUUCCUUGGAGUAAUGACGAAUAUUUGAUUGAAAAUUAUCGGAUAUUUGAUCUCCCUAAUGGAAAAAAUUUGUUAAUAAAAGAACUAUGGGAUGUAGGAAUUCCUGGAAAAGUUUGGGAUUCGGCAUUUGUAAUGGUUCAGUUGUUUAGAGAAAAGUUAGCAAACAACAAAAGAUUGUUUGAUAAUAAAAAGAUUUUAGAUUUAUCAUCAGGAAAUGGUUUCGUAGGAACACAUUUAGCAGCUUUAAUUACUGAUCUAAAAGUUUCAAAUGAUUAUAAGAAAAAUGAUGUUGCUGAUAAUGUCAUGACAGAUUUAAAACAUGCUCUACCACUUAUUAAAAAAAACAUUUCCUUGAAUAGAUAUUUAUUAGGUUUGACUGAUAAGAUUUCUAUCAAUGUUGAAUAUUUAAAAUGGGGUGAUCUAAAUAAAGCAAAAAAAUUAGGUACUCUGGAUUAUGUGUUGGCUUCUGAUGUUGUGUAUGAACCUGAACUAUUUGAUUCUUUGGUUCAAACUUUAAAUACUCUCUGUACUCCAAAUCUUACCAAAAUUUAUUUGGGAUAUAAAAGACGCGGACUAACUAAAGACGAAGAAAAGGAUUUCUUUAAUCAAUUGCAAAAAAAUUUCAAUAUGAAAUUAUUGACUAAAGUAGGUGAUAAUAUAGAUGGAGAAGUGUGUGAUGGCGGAAGUAUCGGGGGACAAAUAAAUGAUGUUGGAAUAGUGAAUCUUUAUGAGUUAUGGAAAUGA
Messenger RNA from Entrophospora candida, 2040 nucleotides. The record is from the annotation of a GenBank genome assembly. Lineage: Eukaryota; Fungi; Glomeromycota; Glomeromycetes; Entrophosporales; Entrophosporaceae.